CGCUGCGUUUCCUCGGGAGGGGCGGAACCUCGCCCGGAAGGGGCCUGUGGCGGCGGAAAGGCGCCGGCAGGGGGCGCGGGCCUCCGGGCCACCCCCGGGGUGGAGGCCGGUGGUCCCUCCCAGGCCGAGUGUGCGGCAGGGCCGUGCACCCGCCCCCCCACCCUCCAUCACCUCGUCACCUCCCCGCCCUCUCCUCUGCCCCCCGAGGUGAGCGGCGCAGGCGCGGAGCGAGGCGGUGAGUGUGGCCGCGCAGCCUGGGCCUGGGGCCUAGCGGGCUGGGCUUGGGGCACGCGGGAGGGAGAGGGCCGGUCCUGACAGAGCGCCCUGGAGCGCGAGGGCCUGAGCGGCGUCGCCCGCAGCCCGCGGCCCUCUCCGCCCGCGCUCGGCCGCAGCCACCUCAGCUGUGCCUGGGCCGCCUGGGGCCCCGGGGAAACGUUUUUCUUAGGUGAUGAUCUUCCCCUCCUUACAAUUGUUGGCCGAGAAAGAACUGGAAACAAGAUGUAACUUGUUGGUGGCAGUGCUUAGCCAUGAAGAUGUACCCACAUACAGUUAGAGUUAUUCAAUGUCCAGGAAUCAGAAGACAUGUAUUUGCAUCUCUGGUUUUGCCAUUUCUUAGUUGACUUGACUUUCACUGAAUAUGUUUCUUCAUCAGUAAAAUUGAGGUAUUUUUUUUACCAUCUGUGGAAACUUUGUAAUUCAUUUUUCCUCACUGAAAUAUUAAGAAUUAUACCAAAUUGAAAAGAUAUGAAUGAGUAUCCUAAAAAAAGAAAAAGGAAGACUUUACACCCUUCUCGUUAUUCAGAUUCCUCUGGAAUAAGCAGAAUUGCAGAUGGAUUCAAUGGGAUUUUUUCUGAUCAUUGUUACAGUGUCUGCUCUAUGAGACAGCCAGACUUAAAAUAUUUUGACAACAAAGAUGAUGAUUCUGAUACUGAGACAUCAAAUGACUUGCCAAAAUUUGCAGAUGGAAUCAAGGCCAGAAACAGAAAUCAGAACUAUCUGGUUCCCAGUCCUGUGCUUAGAAUUAUAGAUCACACUGCCUUUUCUGCAGAAAAAUCUGCUGAUGUAGAAAUUUGUGAUGAAGAGUGUGACUCACCCGAAUCAAUCAACCAGCAAACUCAAGAGGAGAGUCCUAUAGAAGUUCACACCGCUGAAGAUGUCCCCAUUGCUGUAGAAGUGCAUGCCAUUUCUGAGGAUUAUGACAUAGAGACAGAAAACAAUUCCUCCGAGAGCCUCCAAGACCAAACUGAUGAAGAACCACCAGCUAAACUUUGUAAAAUUCUUGACAAGAGCCAAGCUUUGAAUGUGACUGCUCAGCAGAAAUGGCCUUUACUGAGAGCUAAUAGCAGUGGCCUCUAUAAAUGUGAACUUUGUGAAUUCAAUAGUAAAUAUUUUUCUGAUUUAAAACAGCAUAUGAUCCUGAAGCAUAAACGUACCGAUUCAAAUGUGUGUCGAGUAUGUAAGGAAAGCUUCUCUACCAAUAUGCUUCUGAUUGAACAUGCCAAACUACACGAAGAAGAUCCUUACAUUUGUAAAUACUGCGAUUACAGGACAGUAAUUUUUGAGAACCUCAGCCAGCACAUUGCAGACACCCACUUUAGCGAUCACCUUUAUUGGUGUGAGCAGUGUGACGUGCAGUUCUCCUCAAGCAGUGAACUCUACCUGCAUUUCCAGGAGCACAGCUGUGAUGAACAGUACUUGUGUCAGUUCUGUGAACAUGAAACAAAUGAUCCAGAAGACUUGCAUAGCCAUGUUGUAAAUGAGCAUGCGUGUAAAUUAAUAGAACUAAGCGAUAAGUAUAACAAUGGAGAACACGGACAAUACAGCCUCUUAAGCAAAAUUACCUUUGACAAAUGUAAGAACUUCUUUGUGUGUCAAGUAUGUGGUUUUCGGAGUAGACUUCAUACAAAUGUUAACAGGCAUGUUGCUAUUGAACAUACUAAAAUAUUUCCUCAUGUUUGUGAUGACUGUGGGAAAGGCUUUUCAAGUAUGCUAGAAUAUUGCAAGCAUUUAAAUUCACACCUAUCUGAAGGGAUUUAUUUAUGUCAAUAUUGCGAAUAUUCAACAGGUCAGAUCGAAGAUCUUAAAAUUCAUCUAGAUUUCAAGCAUUCGGCUGACUUGCCUCAUAAAUGUAGUGACUGCUUGAUGAGGUUUGGAAAUGAAAGGGAAUUAAUAAGUCACCUUCCAGUCCAUGAAACAACUUGAUUAUUCUCUUUGAUUUACAUAAUGUUUUUGUGAAAUAAAUUCAACCUUUUUUUUUUGAGAUGUUAAAAUGGGUAAUUUUAAAAACAUGAGAUUUGCCUUUUAACAAGUAACAUUUUCCAGUAUGUAAUUAUACCUUAAUUGUGGUAUUCAAUUGCAUGGUAGUAUAUAGUUUUAAUCAUUCUUGGUGACUGUAAUUUGGUGUCUUGCAUGUGGUUCAAUUUUAUGAAUUGAGAAGAAACAUGUACUGAAAAAACUAUCUACAGUUUUCCUUCCUUAACCAUGGUGCUAUUAACCUUUUUAAAUGCAAGAUAGGCUUAGGGUUUUUUUUGUAUGAAGUUAUUAAAUUACUGCACUACCAGAACUAAAAGAACAUAAAAUACAUUUAAGUUCAUUCACAGUCCAUUAAUAAGACCACCCCCCCUUUUUGUAAUACCCAUCAGGAAUUAACCCUAAGCAAUCAGUAGACUCUCUGUGAUUAAUAACAGUAGGAAGUCUUCCUUAUAGUAGGGGAAAAUGCCAUUUUGGGGGGCAGUUUUUCAUUUUUUAAAUCCCCUAUCUGUUGAAUAAUUUUGAGAUUGGGGAGACAGUAAAGCAAUAGACAAAAAAAAGGUAACCAUUUCAUAACUGAUUGACAUUUUAUCUUCAAUUAUAGGACUAUGAAUAUAUGCCCAACUUCUUUUUUUUUUUUUUUUGGUACCAG
Urocitellus parryii (Arctic ground squirrel) is the source of this 2902-nucleotide messenger RNA. RefSeq names its product zinc finger protein 639 (gene Znf639). NCBI's taxonomy places the organism in Eukaryota, Metazoa, Chordata, Mammalia, Rodentia, Sciuridae. The record is from RefSeq and is a predicted model, not a curated record.